Molecule: messenger RNA, 2094 nt
Organism: Colletotrichum chrysophilum
Lineage: Eukaryota; Fungi; Ascomycota; Sordariomycetes; Glomerellales; Glomerellaceae
Exons: 1
Coding region: 1-2094 (697 amino acids)
Source: RefSeq, a predicted model, not a curated record
AUGGCUGGAUUAGACUACACGGCCCUCGGCGAGCGGGAUUUCAGAAUCCUCUCGCUCGCGCCCGGAAAAUUCGACGAACCCCUCAAGGGUGAGCUUAUCGUCCGUCCGAUCGACCCUUACAUCGACGAGGCCUCCAAGCACGAUGGUGAACUACCCGAGUCGGCUGACUCCUACGAGGCUGUUUCUUACGUCUGGGGCUCCAACGACACCCCGCGCAGCAUCACCAUCUCAUCCACCGAGGUGUCCAUCACAGAGAACCUCUUCACCUGCCUGAAGCGCGUGCGCCUACAAGACCGCCCGCGCCAGCUCUGGGUCGAUGCGCUGUGCACCAACCAGGCCAACGCGGACGAGAAGCAGGCGCAGGUCAUGCUCAUGCAUGACGUCUACGUCAGCGCGCGGCGCACCCUGGCGUACCUCGGCGAGGAGGCCGACGGCAGCAGCGAUGCGAUGGACUUGAUUGAGAGGUACUGGCGCGUCUGCAUCCCCAACGAGCUCAACGCCGGCGCCCGCGCGUUUCUGGAGGAUUCGCUCGGCAAGCCCGUUCCUGAUGCGCCGACCGGCGCGGAGGCGGAGCUGCCGGCUGAGGGCGACAAGCGCUGGCUGGCUGUGUCGCGGUUCUGGAACCGGGCGUGGUUUAAGAGGGUGUGGAUCGUCCAGGAGUUCAUCCUGGCGAGGGAUGUGUUGAUGAUUUGCGGAGAGAAGACGGUGAACUGGGCGCAGCUUUGGCCUGCUACGAUUGCGCUGGAGGAGCCCGAGAGCCCGCCUUGGCCGCUGAUUGACGAGAAGGGCGAGGAGGUGGAGAGCGCGGCGGAUUUGAUGGCCAACAUGGCACAGAGACUGCGGUUCUACCAGCUUGGUGCCAUGAGGGGAAAUGCCCAGGAAGAUGGAUGCUGUGGCGAUGACGAUGAGCAUGAUCAUGAGCACGGAGACGGUUGCUGCGGUGGAGAUGACGAGCAUGAGCACGAUCACGACGGACAUGACCACGGAAAAGAAGCCGCUGAAGGCAGCGAGGAAGAGUGGGAGUCUGAAGACGAGGACGAGGACCCGAAGCGCUCCACCGAGCUCCUUAGCCUGCUUCUCUCCUUCCGCGAGGUCGAGGCCGCUGACCCGCGCGAUUACUACUUCGCCCUCCUCGGCCUGGCCGCUGACGGCGACAGAGAAGAGUUCCGCCCCGAUUACUCGGAGAAGUUCGAAGAGACCGCCCUCCGCUUCGGCCGCACCCUGUUCCACGAGCCCUUCAGCGAGGAGCUCCUCGACCACGCCGGCAUCGCGGAGCACCUCAACGGCAGGGCCAACAAGUUCCCCUCGUGGCUGCCCGACUUCCGCCGCCCCUGGCACCGCAUGACCGUCGCCGACGCCGCCGAGUCCGAGGCCGCGGGCGAGACCGACUUCGACUUCGGCUUCGACCCCAACGACGACGAGGACGUCCUCCUACUCAAGGGCGUCAAGGUCGACACCAUCGCCCAGAUGAGCGGCGUCCCCCGCGCGGCGCACCUGCACGCCGACCGGCCCUCCAUCUGGGUCAAGAAGGACAUCCUCACGCUGUCCAAGAUCCUCGAGAAGAUCCCGGGCUUCGAGAAGGCGACAUACUCCACGGGCGAGUCCGGGCUGGAGGCCGUGCUGCGGACGCUGACCUUCUUCCGCGCCGAGGCGGAGGAGGAGGAGGUCCCGAUGGCGACGCUGAAGCUGGCGUACCGCUUCUGCACGGCCGUCGAGGAGGACGACCUCGACCCCGAGCGGGCGGAGCGCGACGUGCUGCGCCGCGAGAUCGAGCUGGCGGGGCGCUCGGCGGAGGAGGCCAACGAGGCGCUCGUGGCGGCGGCGCAGAUCCUCAUCAACCGCGUCUUCACGACGCGCUCCGCGCUGGAUCUGGUGCUGGCCAAGGGUGAGAAGUACGUUGCUAUGGUGCCUGAUGGAUGUGAGGCUGGUGACGAGGUUUGGGUUAUGAAGGGGUGCAACGCGCCGUUUGUGCUGAGGAAGAGCGCUGAGCGGGAGGGGCUGAGACGUAUCGUGGGUACGGCGUACGUGCACGGUAUCAUGGAUGGCGAGGCGGUCGAAGAGGGAGUCGAGUUUGAGCCGGUUACGAUUCACUAG